AGGUGGGGGCAUACGUAAAUCAUUUAGAAUUUUUGAUGUAUAUCGAGUUUGAGGGACGACUUGUGUCUGUACAAAAAAAAAUAGGUAGCACCAGAAGCUUGUUUUCCAUAUCUACAGUUACAAAACAUUUAAAGCAUGUUUGAUUUACGUGAGUGUCAUGAGAUAAUUGGGAUUAGUGGAAGAGUUAAUAGUCUAGAAGACUUUUUUUGUGUGAAAAGCCAUGGAGUUUGUAAUUGAACAACUCUUUACAUGUUUUUCCUACCUAACAGAAGUAAAAGCCUCUCUUAAUCAUGAUAACAACAUUACUAUCAUUAUUAAGAAAAUGUUUAUGAUGUGGAAAGUUCCGUUGAGAUGAGUUGUAGAAGUCUAAAGCUUCAUUUGUUGCUGUAUAAUUUGUUGUCAAACCUAAUAAAGAGGAAUCGUGUGUUUUCUAAUGGCUGAUCUCAUGGGAAAAAAGGUUAAUAGUGCAUUUACAGUUCAAACAACCUAUCAGUCUUAAAUAAAUUGCAAUAUUAAAACCUGUAACAGUGAGAGUUAUCUUGUGUCUAUUUCAUAACUUUUGUAAAUAAAUUGUAAUGCGAAACAUGUUUCCUUUUCAGUUUCUAAAGUACAAAGCUACAAACAGAGUGAUAAAACCAUAAAAGUUGGAACUAUUGAAAUGUGAUUUACAGUGCAAAGUACUGACCAAAAUAGACUCUCCUCUACGUUUUUUCUAUCCAAAUGUAUAUUUAUAUAACAGUUUUUUUCAAAAACUAAUACGGACACGACCGUCCUCGGAAUGUAUCAUUCCACAUUAUACCGUAAAUUGCGUUAUGGGAAUUCUGAUUUGGGAGAUGUGUAGAACCUGAAUUUUUUACCAUUUGAUGUUUUGAGAGUGGUACAAGUUAUGGCGGGUUCAGAUGCGGAUACUGGUAUCAGUGACGAUUUAUCUACUCAACUCAAGCAUGAAGAAGCAUACCAGUGUAAGUACAAUUGUAUUCGUAUUGUGCUGGAAUUUUUAGGUUAUUCUUUUUCCAUUUAUUAGAAGUUUACUGAAAAUAACUGAAGAACAAGAAUUUAAGUAGGCAAAAUAUUUCUGAGUAAUACUUUCAACAUUAUCUAACAAGUCUUAUUUAAUAUUAGUAUUAAUAAUAUUCAAGAAACUUCAAUAGCGGUCACUAUUGUCUUUUAUUGUUUCGCACGCAAGUUUAUCUUCAGGUCGUUUUUUCAACCUAGAGGAAAACUUCGUCGCUAAGAAGUCGUCUUGAAUAUAGAUUAUUUCCUUAAAAAAUGUAGGGCAUUCGACAUCCUUCUUUGUUUUGUGCUUUGGUCGGGAAUGCAUGAGCUUUGACCAUAGCCUGGUGAGUUUUGUUAGAAGCUUUUUACCAUUGUUUGGCAGAUGGGUUCGUACAUAAUAACAUUUUGAUGUACGUGAAUCGAGUUUGAGGGAAGACCUGUUUCUGUACAAAAGCCUGGUGAGUUUGUUAAGCUUGUUUUCGAAAUCUGUAACUAUAAAAACUUUGGACGUGUUUGAUUUACGUGAGUGUUUUGAGAUUGAGAUAACUGAGAUUAGUGUGAUAACUAAUAAAGUCAAGAAGACAAAAUUUGUGAAAGCUGUGGAGUUUGCUUAUAUUUGUAAUUUUUUUUUCUAACAAUUCGAUUGCAUAUAUUUGUAAUUAAGCAGCAUUUUUCAUGCUUUUAUCACGAUAACAAAAUUAUUAUUAUUAAAAAAUGGUUACGAUGCGGAAAGUUCCUUGGAGAUGAGUUGUAUAGGUCCGAAAAGCUUAUGAUUUCUUGUUACUGUAUUAUUUGUCGUCACGCCUAAUAAUUAAAGAGGAAUCUGUGUGUUUUCUAAUGGCAGAUCCCACGGUCAAAAGCGUUACUAAUGCGUUCAAGCAACCUAUCGGUCUUCAAUAAAUUGCCAUACUAUGAGCCGUAACAGUGACAGUUCUCUUGUCUCUAUUUCACAACUUUUGUAAUGCGUGUUUCGUUCACAGUUUCUAAACAAAGCUACAAAACUACUACAAUAUUCACAAGAUGUAACUUUUCUCUAUGUAGACAUACAGAAAUCAAGCUAAACUACAAACAAAGAGUAAUUACCCCAAGUUUUUUCCUAUUAGUCUAAGUUUUUAGUACAAAUAUUUCCUAAGUAUUUCUCUGAAGUCCAAAACAUAGAUAAACAUCAAUUUUUAACCUUUUUACCAGAAAAAAACAUUUAAAUAGAAUUGCGUAUUUGGAUAUGCUACUCAUUUGAUUAAUCAAGUAGUAAAUGAUCGCGCCCGCAUUUUUCAACAGCGGUCCUUAUUGUUUUUAUUUUGUUAUUUAUUGUUUCGGACGUCAACUUUAUAUGCAUGUCGUUUAUUCAACUUAGAGGAAAACUUCGUUGCUAAGCAGUCCUCGUACGACGCAACGCGUCUUCUCUUCUUUCCUCUUAUAAACUCCAUUCAAACCUAAAAUCACAUCAACCUGUUCUCUCUCUCUCUCAUUUGUCUUCAACCUGUGAGAGCAAAUGGGUAAGAAGCUUGACGCUUUGCUUGGUCGGAGUUUCAAAACCAACAAGUUCAAGUCUCUUCUCAACUUAGCUCUCACGAGGCUCUCUAUCCUCAAGAACCAACGUCAAGUUAGAUGCUCUCAAGCCACCUCUGACGUCACCGAGCUUCUUAAACUCGGCCACCACGAGAACGCUUACCACAGAGUCGACCAAGUCAUUAAAGACCAAAACACCCUCGACGUUCUCUUCUUCAUCCACGGCUACUUCACUCUCUUGAUCGACCGUGUGCACCUCUUCGAACACAACAGAGACUGCCCUGAUGAGAUUCUUGAAGCUGUCUCCAGCUUGCUCUUUGCCGCUUCAAGAAUAGGAGAGUUUCCUGAGCUUCAAGAGAUUCGUAAUGUUUUGAUCUCGCGUUUUGGGAAAGAUAUGGCUGCUCGGUCCAUUGAGUUGCGCAGUAAUUGUGGAGUUAAUCCCAAAAUAAUUCAGAAGUUGUCGACAAGACAUCCACCGAGAGAGGUUAGAAUGAAGGUUCUGAUGGAGAUAGCUGCAGAGAACAACAUCGUUCUGAAACUAGAAGAAGCUUCUUCUACUUCCACCGAGCAGAGAACAUCAUCAGAAGUUUCUAAGGGUAAGUUAACAAGUGAAGAUGAAGAAGGUUACGAGUUAUCUGAUUCGGUAAAGAGAGGAAAGAAGAAGUACAAAGAUGUGGCUGAUGCUGCACAAGCAGCGUUUGAGUCAGCGGCUCAUGCAGCAGACGCUGCACGAGCUGCUGUGGAGCUUUCUCAGUUUUCUCCUCGUGGUGGGGGAAAUUCAUUUAGUGGUUCUGAAAACAAGAAAUCAGAACAAGAACGUAAUGAUGAUGAUUUUAGAGGAGGUGAGGUUGAUGCGAGGUCAGAAUCCAAGAGGUCUAUGUCAGAUUCAGAUGAAAUUAUUGAGGAUGUCCCAGUGAUGUCGUUUAGAGAAGACCCUGUGAAGUUGUUGGAGAAGGAUGUUGUUAUCUAUGAUAGUGAGGAAGAAAUCCAAUAUACUACUAAGCCCAAUACUACUACUAAUGUUAAAGAGAAGCAACAAGUUAUGGAUCUUCCAAAUAGAGCGGAUACAGGACAUGUGGACCACAUGGUUCACUCGGUUGGAGAUCCUUUUAUGCGUAAAGUUGGUUUGAAGGGUCCGGUUUCAGUCAGGACCAGACAGGUUCGUGGAUACUAAGAAGUAUAAGUUUUGUUAAUCAGGUGCAUCUUUGAUGACUGAGUUUUGUAUAAUAUUUUCUGUGUUUUUUUUUCUUGGUCAAGGGUGUAAGAAUAUUGUUUUUUUAAUGGAUAUAAGAUUUCAAUAACGUUGAAAAA
Molecule: messenger RNA, 3816 nt
Organism: Brassica rapa (field mustard)
Lineage: Eukaryota; Viridiplantae; Streptophyta; Magnoliopsida; Brassicales; Brassicaceae
Biological process (GO): protein transport
Source: RefSeq, a predicted model, not a curated record